Molecule: messenger RNA, 1683 nt
Organism: Trichophyton rubrum CBS 118892
Lineage: Eukaryota; Fungi; Ascomycota; Eurotiomycetes; Onygenales; Arthrodermataceae
Exons: 2
Coding region: 1-1683 (560 amino acids)
Molecular function (GO): protein binding
Source: RefSeq, a predicted model, not a curated record
AUGGGGUUUUUCAAACGGCUACGGGCAAAGACGAGGAGUCGCGGGGGGAAACGGGAUCUUUAUGGAGAGCAGGAUCAGGACCAGUAUCAGCCAUAUGCGCAGUAUCAGCAGCAGCCAGGAGGGAGUUUUGGUCGACGGCCGGCACGAGACUACACGAAGACACUGCCGCCGAAUGUGCUGUCGAAUAUCUUCUACCAAGUAUGUCCGCAUGCACGGGAUACAUCGCUGACAUCGUCGGAAGAGUCUAUGACGGAGGAUGGGUGCAUGCUAUGUGAUAUGCGUGACCUGGCGCAUGCAGCACUGGUCUGCACGCACUGGUACGGCAUAGCGCAGAACAUACUAUACCAGCAUAUUCGCAUUGAUGCGGUGCACUACUGCGAACUGGAGAUCGAGCUGGCGGCUAAACGCAAGAAGAACUCGUUCCUCAACCACAAUGCCGAGCCGCUGGAUGCGCCGCGGACACGACUACUACUGUUCAUGCGGACGGUGCGCGACUCGCGGGCUCUCGGAUCGAUGGUGAAGUCGCUGCGAAUGCCAUACAUGACCCGUGAAGCCAGCAAGAGCGAACUGGCACGGACGAUAUCAGUGCUGCCCAACCUCCGCUACGUCGACCUGCCGGCCGGGUUCUUCAGCGACGACGCCUCCUCUCUGACCCUGAAACAAGAGCUACUGGCCCGGUGCCCGGAUAUCAGGCGAAUGAAAUUUGCCAAGGGGGCGGAGAGCAGUUUCUCACGCCUGCCCAAGGUUAAAGGAUGGCCGAACCUGGAAGUACUGGAGCUUUCGGCACUGAACAUCGAGAACAACCUGCUGCGUAUGAUACUGGGGUACAUUGAGCGUCUGACCGAUCUGCGAUUCGAUGACAUGCCAUGGCUGGAAGACACGGUGUUCAAGGCGGUGCCUACGCUACCGCCCUUCCCAGCGCUGCAACGCCUCACUCUCACCGACACACCGAAGAUCACCAGCCGCGGACUGACAUGGUAUCUGAACAGCAGCUCGCAGACACGCAGCGCUCUGCGACACUUGUCGAUGGUCAACACGGGCGUGGAACCGCAGCGACUGCACGAGGUUCUGGCGCAGGCACCGCUGCUGUCCAGCCUCUCGAUGCAGCAAGAAGUCACACACGAGUUCCCGCCCGACUACGUUCCGCCGCUGACCUCGAACUCGCUGCGUCUGCUACACUACGAAAUCACCUCUGAGUCUGGCUCGAGCUCGUUCGGCGCCCAGGCCCUCUCGACAUCGUACUAUACGUACCUGAUGUCCUCGCUCCUGACGGGCUCGCUGCCCAACCUGACAGACCUGUAUGUGCGAGACGCCAAUUUCCCCGAGACGCUGAUGCUGGCGCCGCCGCCGCCCGUGUUUGGGGACCCGAGCCGGCAGUCGCAGGCCAACGUGGGACUGAACCAGGCGCUGUCUGUAUACAGCAAGGGGAUGGACGAGCUGGAGUGGAACUUUACGACGUACCAGCCAUUUGCAGAGGCGGGCAGACGCAUGAGCACGACGCGGCCGGUGAGCCUGCAUGGGGCCCAGCUGAGCCCGGCAUGGGGCGGCGAGGCAAGGAGGAGCGUGCUGGUCGGCAAUGGCUUUGGGGGGUUUCUGGCGGUGCCGGCGGAGGAGGAGCGGCGGCCGAGCACGAGCACGCGGUCGUCGGGGGGCCGUCGAGAGAAGCGAGACCUAUGGCGGUAA